Coregonus sp. 'balchen' is the source of this 1680-nucleotide messenger RNA. Lineage: Eukaryota; Metazoa; Chordata; Actinopteri; Salmoniformes; Salmonidae. The record is from the annotation of a GenBank genome assembly.
CUUUACCAAGACCCCAGUAGCUCUCCUGUAUCUGAAGACCUGCCGAGCGUCAACAUUGACCCGCUGUGUGAUUUUGGGACAGUGAAGAGAUCUUACACUCAUUUCAAGGAGCAAUUGGAAUGCUUCUGCGAUGGAGGAAUGAAGAGGAUAUCGAACACAGGUAGAAUUUCAGAGGUUCCCCACUGGGCACAGUCAAUUCAAUGUCUAUUCCACGUUGGUUCAACGUAAUUUCAUUAAAAUGACAUGGAAACAACGUUGAUUCAACCAGUGUGUGCCCAGAGGGUCAUGUCUUAUUCAUGAAAACAAGAGUCACACAGACUAAGACUGCAUAUGAGAUGUGAAUUAGGUUACUGUAUAUCUUUUGAAAACCCUUGAAUUGGGAGUCCAUGGGAGUGGGUAUUAAAAGCUUGUAAGAAAUGUAUCGGUGUCCAUUUCCACAGUAAAAGCCAUCCAUAUGCUUCAGUCACCAAAGCCCAGCCAAUGUAAGUGUGUUUAUAAUCUCAGCAUGCAGAAUUUUUCCAGAAGAAAAAACACAAAAUACAGUAGCCUAUGUGAGCUAAAAUGUUUGUGCAAUUAUUUUUGUUUCAGCACCAAAGACAGUUGGUCAAGCCAAUGGGAGCCCACCAGCCUUCAAGCCCGCCCUGGUAACAGGGGAACCUGCAGUAACUUGCGAUACUCCCCCUUCUCUCUGUACAAAGUCCUUUAUCUUGAAGGGCUCUUCCAUGAGCAAACCUCCAACUGGCAAAGCGAUCCUAUUCACCAAAAAGGGCCAUCAAAUGUCACUAAACCUGCUGCUAGCGGUGAGGCCCUCAUCACCAAACCCUUGUCCACCACUGACAACCUUUUCUUGACCAAAUCUGCAUCUGGAGCUGGUAUAGCGGUCCUUCACACCACACCUGCUACUACAAGUAGCAGCCUUUCCAAUUGGCCUGUCGGUGUUUGUGGUAAGCCAGCAGUUGACAUGGAUGAUUUUUGUAAGGCUGCAUUGAACAGGUUUCUCCUUUGGCAAACCUAAAUCUAACACAAGCUCACCCCUCUUUAGCAAGCCUGAAUCUAACACAGGUUUCUUAUUUGGCAAGCCUAAAUCUAACACAGGUUCACCCCUCUUUGGCAAGCCUGAAUUUAACACAGGUUUCUUAUUUGGCAAGCCUGAAUCUAACACAGGUUCACCCCUCUUUGGCAAGCCUGAAUUUAACACAGGUUCAUCCCUCUUUGGCAAGCCUGAAUCUAACACAGGUUCAUCCCUCUUUGGCUUGCCUGAAUCUAACACAGGUUUCUCCUUUAGCAAGAUUGCAUUUAAUACAGGUCUUUCUUUUGGCAAGCCUGAAUCUAACACAGGAUUCUCAUUUGGCAAGCCUGAAUCUAACACAGGUGCAUCCCUCUUUGGCAAGCCUGAAAUCUAAAACAGGUUCAUCCCUCUUUGGCAAGCCUGAAUCUAACACAGGUUCAUCCCUCUUUGGCGAACCUGAAUCUAACACAGGUUUCUCCUUUAGCAAGCUUGCAUUUAAUACAGGUAUUUCCUUUGGCAAGCCUGAAUCUAACACAGGAUUCUCAUUUGGCAAGCCUGAAUCUAACACAGGUUUAUCCCUCUUUGGCAAGCCUGAAUCUAAAACAGGAUUCUCCUUUGGCAAGCCUGCAGACCAGCCUGGUGUCGUGGAGAUUUAUAGUUUAGCAAACUAA